Molecule: messenger RNA, 2058 nt
Organism: Aedes albopictus (Asian tiger mosquito)
Lineage: Eukaryota; Metazoa; Arthropoda; Insecta; Diptera; Culicidae
Exons: 1
Coding region: 1-2058 (685 amino acids)
Molecular function (GO): nucleic acid binding; RNA-DNA hybrid ribonuclease activity
Source: RefSeq, a predicted model, not a curated record
AUGGCGAAGUUACUCGAGCGGAUCCUGAACCGUCGUCUGAUUAGCGAACUGGAGGCAAAAGGUCGGUUAGACAAACGCCAGCACGCUUUUCGCGCGGGACGCGGUACCGAUACAUACUUUGCCGAGUUGGAGAGAUCGCUACCAACCGUCGAUGAACACUGCCUGAUCGCAUCCUUGGAUCUGUCGAAGGCCUACGAUACCACCUGGCGGCACGGAAUAUUGCGGACGCUGAAGUCAUGGCGGAUACGUGGUCGGAUGAUGAACAUUCUGAAAAGCUUUCUCGCGGAACGUACGUUCCAGGUGUCUAUAGGCGGGCAUCUUUCUCGCGAACGCCCUUUAGAAAACGGAGUCCCACAAGGUUCCGUACUUUCGGUAACUCUAUUCCUCAUCGCGAUGCAGCCUAUCUUUCAGGUCAUACCAGACGGUGUUGAAAUGCUGUUAUACGCGGACGACAUCCUCCUUGUGGUACGAGGAGCAAAAACCGCCGGUCUACAGCGAAAGCUACAGGCCGCCGUAAAGGCUGUCGAUAGAUGGGCUAAAAGCGUGGGGUUCACUAUAUCCGCUUCGAAAUCUCAGACCUUCUACUGCAGUCCGAACGCGCGCCGGGAACCAGCAAAAGAAAUCACUAUCGACCGGAAUCCCAUCCCAAAGACCAACCGUCUGCGGAUUCUUGGUGUUACCCUCGAUAGAACGCUGACAUUUAAGCCCCACUGCCAGAAGAUGAAAGAAUCCUGCGAGUCUCGUCUUCGUAUUCUAAAGAUGAUCGGUGCUAAGCUUCCACGAGGUAACCGGACAACAUUAUUACAGGUGGGUUCGGCAUUAGUGACUGCGAAGUUGACGUACGGUAUCGGACUAGUCAGCCGAGGAGGAACAGCAUCUCUGGAAGUCCUUGCCCCCGCCUACAACAAAAUGAUCCGAUUUGCGUCCGGAGCUUUUGUGACCAGCCCGAUAAAUUCGGUCAUGGCCGAAGCGGGCACUCUUCCAUUUGAAAUGUUGGCCGUACAGACCACAGCGCGGACGGCCAUUCGAAUACUGGCAAUAGAUCGAACCAACAUCUCGCUCCCGCUCAUUCAGCGAACAUCAGACCGAUUGACCGAGCUGACGGGCACGACACUUCCCUCAGUUGGAGAAAUCCUGAGGCAGAGCGACCGUGUGUGGCACGCACGAAGACCGUCAAUAGUGUGGGAUGUUAAAAGGAGCAUUAGAGCUGGCGACCCGCCGGGAAAAGUACGUCCAAUUGUCCAACAAUUGCUGUCCACCCGUUUCCAUAGUUCGACUGUCGUCUACACUGAUGGUUCAAAGCUGUUGGAUAUGGUUGGUGCCGCUUUUUAUACGAAUGGGUUUACGAAUACCUUCAGUCUUCCGAAGGAAUGCAGCGUUUUCUCGGCAGAGGCAUACGCUAUACUGAAAGCGGUUUCCAUACCGAAUGUGAAUCGAGAAGUAGUGAUCCUCACGGAUUCUGCAAGCUGUUUGUCCGCUCUCGAGACAGGAACAUCAAAACACCCGUGGAUCCAAGAAAUUGAAAACAUUGCACAAAAUAAGUCAGUUCGAUUCUGUUGGAUUCCCGGACACGCCGGCAUUCCUGGUAACGAGGCAGCCGAUCGACUAGCGAAUGAGGCAAGAACAGAUCCAGCCGUUGAAGUGCCGAUUCCGGGUGAAGACGCGUUAAGGACGAUAAAGCAAGCGAUACGACAACGAUGGGAGAACAACUGGUUCGAAACACGAGAGGCGAAGCUGAGAGAAAUCAAACACGAUACGUACCGGUGGACAGAUCACGGCAAUGCAGCCGACCAGCGAGUGCUUACACGCCUGCGGAUAGGCCAUACACGCCUGACACACACGUUCCUUCUGAAGAAGGAACCCCCACCAACAUGCGAGUGCUGCGGAACUACACUGGACGUGCGACACGUGAUUUUGAAUUGUAGAAAAUAUGAAAGGGAGCGACAGGAGAAUAAUAUUGGAACGACGAGUUUACGAGACGCCUUAUCAAACGAGGAAGAAAAAACAACUAGGAUUCUGAAAUUUUUGCGUGACUCGGGAUUGUACAAGCAACUGUAG